Molecule: messenger RNA, 1182 nt
Organism: Ilyonectria robusta
Lineage: Eukaryota; Fungi; Ascomycota; Sordariomycetes; Hypocreales; Nectriaceae
Exons: 3
Coding region: 19-741 (240 amino acids)
Source: RefSeq, a predicted model, not a curated record
GCCCAGCGCUGUUUCGAGAUGGGUCACGAUGAGCCCGUGUGGAACAUCGAGGUGCACAACCCGCUGCUCAAGGAUGUGUUUCGCACUGGAGAUGAACGUCUCGUCGACUUUAGCCUUUGCACCACUGCUUCGAUCAUUGAAGACUAUCUCCCCACACCCGCUCCCGACAGACACAUCGACUUCUGUCUCUACAUUGACCCUCGAGAGGAGCCAGAUCUUCGUUACGCCAUCAAGACCGAAUCCCUGCGCCAAGAGCUCCCCCGGAAGAGCAUCAACCACACAACCUACGGCGCUCUGCAUUCGUACCCGAUCGCCGUCAGCCUCGAGACUACGAGAUCUGGCGACGACUUCGACGGGGCUGUCUUGCAAAUCGCCAUGUGGCAAGCUGCCCACUGGAAGAUGCUGCGCUCAUUGCUGCAUGGAGUUGCACCCGCGCGACUCGUAGCCAGUCGAGACGACACCCGCUCGGAAGCGCAGUACGUGGACGACGCGCUGGACGAACUGGGGGCCUUACAUGGCAUCAUCAUGCAGGGACAUGAUUGGUAUUACGCCGCAACGUCCCCCGAGAAGACCAACCCAGAUGGCACACCAUCGCUGAGAACUAUCCUCUGGCUCCAUCAACCAAUCGGUCGCACCAACUCCGGCUUGGGUAUCCAUAAAAUAGCUGCCUUUCUCGAGCACAUAAAGGAAUGGACCACAUUGGUUUACUGGCAAUGGUUCAAGAAAUAUAUACUCGACUGAGAUGGCUAAUGGACAAAAUGCUACGAGAGGAGGGAGCGUCAAGUCGCCUUCCAGUGAGAAAGCAAAUGCACUGUGGCUUGACAACCUCUCAUCAAAGCAUACCAAGACCUCAGCCUUGAUCGCGCAGAGGAUCGAGUAUUACUGGCCCUCUUACUGCGUAUCACAGAUCUAUUCUGAUCAGCUCCAGCCUAGGCAGUGGAGGCGUUGGAGGAUGACCCGAAGGCCCGUUCUUUGCCAGACUUCUCAGACGAUGGGUAGAUUCUUCCGUGCGAGUAUCAAUCGAUACUGCUUCUUCGACGUAUCUAGAGGUGAAAAUGCAGCGUAUUUCUUUCUAUGAAAUGGGGGUAAAGACGUGAAGAGGUGAUUUGUGCAGAAUUGGAACACGGCGCACUUACUUCUCUUAUACUGGAUGUUGGAUUGACCAGCUGAGCUAAAGGUACA